Molecule: messenger RNA, 733 nt
Organism: Parnassius apollo (apollo)
Lineage: Eukaryota; Metazoa; Arthropoda; Insecta; Lepidoptera; Papilionidae
Source: the annotation of a GenBank genome assembly
AUGGAAAUAGGGAACGCUCGCAAUGACAUCUCGGAGGCCAAGGAUAUAGCUAAGUCAAUCCGAGAAUGGCUGGGAUACGAGACCAGAGAACCUCACAGGAUCAUUGGAGAAAUAGGAAAUUCUAUUAAGGCUCUAGACAAAAAAUUGCAGGAUCUUUCCGACAACUUCACCAGUCAAACUAUUAAAAUAUCGGAAAAGAGAGCACCGGAGGAACGACAAAACCUUCUAAAAACUUUAGAAAUUGUCACAAGGCAGCUAGACGAACACCGGCGAGAACUCAAAGAAAUCAAAGACCAAACAACGCUCGUCCAAAAUAGCAGUACAAAAGCCAUAGAAAUUCUAACCACACAGUCUCCAUCCCAAUAUGAAUGCAACGACAAACGGCAGUGGGACGAUAUAAAGACUGACAUUUUGCAGGAAAUUAAAAAUAUAAAAUACACACAAACGCAAGAUACAUUUGACAACACCCCCAGCUCCUUAACAUUAAACCUUAGUGAACAUCUACAGCCCCUCACCGAACGUCUGGAAGCAGUUUCAUCGGAACUAAAAACCAUACGUGAACUUCGACAGAAAACGCCACCACCGGCGAUAAGCCUUAGUACGGAACUUGCGCUGGCAGAGAUGGUCAAGAGUACCAAAACAAUUCCGACAUAUGCUCAAAAAGUGAAAGAAAAGCCUGUAUUGAGGCCCAACCACACCUUGAUCGUUUCGUCGACGGAUCCCAACAAAACAG